Messenger RNA from Phytomonas sp. EM1, 486 nucleotides. The record is from the annotation of a GenBank genome assembly. Lineage: Eukaryota; Euglenozoa; Kinetoplastea; Trypanosomatida; Trypanosomatidae.
AUGGGUAAAUUCUUCGCGGAGUUUCAAAAACUGAAUGAGCUGAUCCGUAUCAUUAUCGCACUGUCCCCUAAAUACGUAGGAACGAAGAAAUUUUUCGAGAUCAUGCGAAUCGUUUUCAAUAUCUUGUUCAUCAUCUGCGAUAACCUUGCCCUUAUGGCGAACUUUAACUUGCUCGCGGUGAAUCGCGUUGCUAUGUCGACGCGGGCGAAGAAGUGUCAGACGUUGGGCUACCUCUUCGCGGCGGUUGUUGAUCUUUUUAACUUAAAGGAUGCGAUUUGGAGGUUGAACUACGACCCUCCGGCGGCGAAAUACGCGAUCUGCAGCUCCGCCUUGCUUUUUGUGCAGAAUUCGACGGAUGCGUUCACGAACAUGUUAUUCUUGGGGUAUCUCAACUUUAUCUUUGCGCCCACGGACGUAUCGAUUGGAAAUCUCACCUGCAUUGCGGCUAUGAUGGGGUUAGUUUCGCAUUGGAGGAAAAUGAAGUAG